Messenger RNA from Cucurbitaria berberidis CBS 394.84, 701 nucleotides. Its product is annotated as altered inheritance of mitochondria protein 31, mitochondrial. Gene Ontology annotation, cellular component: mitochondrion. The record is from RefSeq and is a predicted model, not a curated record. Lineage: Eukaryota; Fungi; Ascomycota; Dothideomycetes; Pleosporales; Cucurbitariaceae. Gene Ontology annotation, biological process: mitochondrial respirasome assembly. The transcript has 2 exons. Bases 180 to 686 code for a protein of 168 amino acids.
CAUCGCAAAGACAUUCACUCGCCCAUACUCUGUCGUCUCAAGCUAUUCUAUAGCUUCAAUUGUGGAAUCGGAACUUGUGCUACACUGUUCCUUUUGCGGUGGACUGUCAAGACGUUCAAUAACAACCACCACCUCACGCGAAACCUCCGCCACCUCCGCACUAUUAUACAUCAUCCACCAUGCCCAACUUUGGGCCGCCCAAUAGCGCACCACUCCCCUCUUCCUUUGACGAGAAUGCCGACUUCUACAACGAAAACACGCUCGACAAGAUAUGGCGCCGCCUCCGCGAAGAACCCCUCAUCCCCUUUGGCUGCGGCCUCACAGUCUGGGCCAUCGUCGGCGCCACUCGAUCGAUGCGCAAAGGCGACCACAAAAUGACAAACGUCUACUUCCGCCGACGACUCUAUGCCCAAGCCUUCACCAUCGCUGUGCUUGUAGUGGGAAAUGUCUACUGGCAGAAGGACAGGAUGAAGCGCAAGGAUUACGAGAAGAUUGUCGCGGAGAAGGAGGCAAUGGGGAAGAGGGAGCGCUGGCUGAAGGAGCUGGAGGUGCGGGACGAGGAGGACAAGGCGUGGAGGGAUCGGGUGAAUAGGAAGGCGCGGGGUGCGGGCGAGGAAGCUAAAGGUGUGACGGAAUUAGUUGCCGAGAAGACGAAGGAGCUCAAGGAUCAGGCUGCGGGCAAAUGAGCGGAUCGUUGAAAG